Molecule: messenger RNA, 564 nt
Organism: Lindgomyces ingoldianus
Lineage: Eukaryota; Fungi; Ascomycota; Dothideomycetes; Pleosporales; Lindgomycetaceae
Product: DASH complex subunit Dad1
Exons: 2
Coding region: 26-334 (102 amino acids)
Cellular component (GO): mitotic spindle; mitotic spindle pole body; DASH complex
Source: RefSeq, a predicted model, not a curated record
CCAGGUCCUAAUACAAACCGAAACAAUGUCAACGAACAACCGCGCAUCCACCGCAAACGGCAUCUCCGCCACUGCGCCAGAGAAAUCCUUCUUCGAGCAACAGCGCGAGAUUCUCGUUGGUGAAAUCGCACAGAGUCUCGAGCACGUCCUCCAAAACAUCAACAAACUCAACCGAUCGCUAGAAGAAGUCAUCGCCGUCGGUAACGAAUUCUCGCCCGUCGAAGCUUUGUGGAGUCAGUUUGAGAACGUGAUGGCCAAGGAUUCGGAAGAGAAUGUUGAUGGAGGGGAGGGUCUGCCGGAGGGGGAUUCGGAUGUUACCGAACUUGGGAAAUGAGGGUGCGACCUGUGUCCAUUUCGAUUUGGUGCAGAACAACAUGGGUCUUGGGCCUUUGAUAUUUAAAUGAGGCCUGUGAUUACAGGUUGUUUUGAGGUGGGAAGAGAAGAAGACUAGGCGGUACAACCACCGUCAUCCAUUUAUGCUACGAGCAGGACCAGACCAGAUCAAUCCGAGAGAUAUGGAACCUCAAGGGACUUGAGACGAAGCCCAUGGUUUCCCAGCGGCAA